AUGCUCACUACAAUAUUCCUCUGCUUGUUCUUGUUCUGUUUUCUGUUUCUCUGCUCUGCAGGAGAUAUCAUAACAUGGAACAGCUCCAUUACUGACAUCCAGAGAGAAACGCUCGUUUCUGGUCGAAGAAGAUUCGAGCUUGGAUUCUUUACUCCAAAUGGAGACUUAUCUAGCAGAAGAUACGUUGGGAUAUGGUACUACGGGUCGAAUCCAAGAACUGUUGUAUGGGUUGCUAAUCGUGACAGUCCACUCAACGAUUCCAAUGGAGUUUUUGCCAUUGCAGAAGAUGGCAAUGCCAGGGUCUUAGAUAGAAAUAACAAGAGUUACUGGUCGACAGAUCGAUUAAGAAAUUCGCCAUAUACCAACAGGAUAUUGAAGCUCCAGGAUUCUGGGAACCUCGUUCUAACGGAAGAAGAUGGAAGUAACAGUACAGUGAUCUGGCAAAGCUUUGAUAACCCAACUGACACAUUUCUUCCCGGAAUGAAGAUGGAUACAAACAUGGAGUUGACUUCAUGGAAAAGUAGUGACGAUCCGGGACAGGGGCAUUUCACGUUCCAGCAAGAUCCAGAUGGACCAAACCAAUAUAUAAUCCGGAAAGAUGAGUCAACCAUAUACUGGCAAAGCAGGGUCUCGGGCGAUUUCAUUUACUCCAGUGAUUAUGAAAUGCUUCCCGCGAUAUUUUCAGAAGUUUUCACUUCUGCAAAUCGGGAUAUGAGGCUGGUUAUGGAUCACUUGUGGAAGAUAAAGUAUUAUCUGUCGGUAAACCCCACGAGAGACUGGUUGCUUUCAGUGGAGGUUCCGCGGGAAUUGAAUUGGUGGGAGCCAAGAAACAGAUGCAGUGUGUACAAUGCUUGUGGAAAUUUUGGUAGCUGCAAUAGUAGGACUAGGAAGCUGUGCAAGUGUCUUCCUGGGUUUGAGCCAAAAUCUCCAAACAAAUGGAAUUCAGGGGAUUUUUCUGAUGGGUGCAAAAGGGUUUCAAUUUCAACCAUAUGUGGUGAGAAUGGUAGAAGAGACAGCUUCCCGAGCCUGAAGAUGAUGAAAGUGGGAAAGGCGAAGGAUUUAUUUCACGUUCGUAGUGAAACAGAUUGUGCAAAUGGCUGCCUUCUCGACUGCAACUGCCAAGCUUAUUCAUAUGAUGAAAACGUACAACGGAGAUUUGAUAAACAAGGUAAAUGCCGCAUUUGGGGGGAUCUUGAUAAUCUCUCGGAGAAUUUCACCGCUGGCCGUGAGCUCUCUGUCCGGGUGCCAGCUUCUGAUAUAGGAUCCAAAAAAAGAACUUGCGAGACAUGUGGGGUUAACACCGUUCCCUAUCCACUAAGCACCGGAGGAAACUGUGGUGAUCCCCUGUACAACAGAUUUGACUGCAACAAGGAAAACGGCACCCUAAGCUUUAUGACACCCAAGGCCAACUACAGUGUCACCAGGAUCAACCCAGAAACGCUUACAUUUGCCAUCCAAGUCCAAGAUGCAUUUAACUGUUCAGCCGGCAAAAUUCUGCAGUUCAACCAGUCCUUGCCGUUUGAAGUGAGCAGUGGGUCGUGCAAUGAGUCGAGUAACUCCACUCCAGAUCCUGUUUUUGAAGAUAUCCUGAUAAAAGAAAUAGAAAUUAGAUGGGAACAACCAUUAGAGCCAAUAUGCAGUUCGCCGGAAGACUGCACCGAUUGGGAAUAUUCGACUUGCAAUGUCAGGGAAGAUGGACAUAGUAGGUGCCAUUGCAAUGGACCCUACAGGUGGGAUCCCGUUAAUGUCAACUGCACUUCAGUCUUUGGUCCCUUUGGGCCUGGUGAAGGGUCUUCACAGGAGAAGGAUAAGAAGCCAUCAUAUCUUAUUUUCGUGGGAAUUUUUGCAACUAUAAUUGCCAUCUUAUGUAUAACUUGUUUUGUAUUCUAUCUGAAAACAAGACGAGUGGCCAAUAGACAAGAAAACAGGAGAAGUAUCGCAUUGUAUCAGUAUGACACUGAGAAACGUGUCAAAGAUUUGAUAGAUUCAGCAGAGUUCAACGAAGAUGAUAAGAAAGGCAUAGAUGUACCAUUUUUUGAUUUGGCAAGCAUACUAGCUGCUACUGAUAACUUAUCAGAGGUAAACAAGCUUGGACAAGGCGGGUUUGGGCCUGUUUACAAGGGUAAGUUUCUAGGAGGACAACUGAUUGCUAUAAAGAGGCUGUCAAGAGGUUCAGGACAAGGCUUAGAAGAAUUUAAGAAUGAGGUUUUGUUGAUUGCCAAACUUCAGCAUAGGAAUCUUGUUAGACUUUUGGGCUAUUGCAUUGAUAGAGAUGAAAAGAUGUUACUCUAUGAAUAUAUGCCAAACAAAAGCUUAGACUCUUUCUUAUUUGAUCGAACACAAUGUGUGUUAUUGAACUGGGCGAUACGCUUUAACAUCAUUUUGGGAAUUGCUCGAGGGCUGCUUUAUCUUCACCAAGAUUCUAGGCUGAGAAUCAUUCAUAGAGAUCUGAAAACAAGUAACGUUCUAUUGGAUGAGGAGAUGAAUCCUAAGAUUUCUGACUUCGGCUUGGCAAGGAUCUUUGGAGGCAAACAAACUGAGGGAACCACUACCAGGGUAGUUGGGACUUACGGCUACAUGUCUCCAGAAUAUGCAUUGGAUGGGUUUUUCUCAUUUAAGUCUGAUGCUUUCAGCUUUGGUGUUGUUGUACUUGAGGUUAUCAGUGGAAAAAGAAAUACAGGAUUUUUCCAGUCAGAAAAGACUUUGAGUCUUCUAGGCUAUGCAUGGAAAUUGUGGAAGGAAAACAGAGCAUUGGAUUUAAUGGACCAGACAUUACGUAAAAGUUGCAACACAAGUGAAUUUUUGAGGUGUGUUAAUGUUGGGCUCCUAUGUGUACAAGAAGACCCCAUUGAUCGUCCCACUAUGUCAAAUGUUGUUUUCAUGCUCGGGAGUGAAGCUGCGACUCUCCCAACUCCUAAACAACCAGCCUUUGUUGUAAGGAGAUCACUUUCGAGCACAACUUCUUCUUCUAGAAAAGGAGAAAGCAUUAAUGAAUUAACAGCUACCAUUGAAGAAGUAUUCGUGAUGGUAAGCCAAAGAAGUAAAAUCAACAGUAUAUUGUCUGCAAGUUGGUUGCUGUCUUCCUUCUUGUUCUUGUACAUACUCUUGUUGUGUUCCUGCCGUGUGGAUUGCUAUGCCAGAGAUACUCUGAAGAAUGGCGAGUGGAUUACUGACAAUGGAGAAAGUCUCAUCUCCAGUGGAGGAAAGUUUGAACUGGGAUUCUUUAACGCUACGGGAAGCUCUAGCCCCGGAAGUUUUGUUGGGAUUUGGUACAAACAGGAUAAACAAACAGUCGUAUGGGUCGCCAAUCGAGACAGCCCUGUACUUAACAACGCCACUGGAACUUUUGGAAUUGAAGGUGGCAACCUCAAGAUAAUGGAUACAACGGGAAAAGGGUAUUGGUCUACAGGUAUUGAUGAAUCCUCCUCUACAAAUCGAACUCUGAAGCUUAUGGAUUCUGGAAACCUUGUCUUAACCGAUGAUGAUGAUCAGUUGGCGAUGAGUCGGUGGGAUAGCUUUAAGCAUCCAACAGAUACAUUUCUUCCAGGUAUGAAGAUGGAUGAAAACCUGACAUUGACUUCAUGGAUACGCGAUGGUGACCCUGGAAAUGGGAGAUUCUCUUUAAAUCUAAGUAUAAAUGGAUAUGUUAUCUCACAAAAGGCGGUUUUCAACGGGAGAAAACGGAUUCCAGGUGACUUCUACAGGAUCAAUGAAAUGCCUCAAGUCGUAGCCUACAUACUGUCAAAUUUCAACAGAAGCGCCAUCAAGCCUACAAAAUUGAACCCUCAUCUCAAAAAUCCAACACACCGACUGUCUGAUUAUAAUUCCACAAGGUUGAUUAUGAAUUACACUGGGCAGUUAGAGUAUCUGAACUGGGACAAGGAUCAUUGGUCUUUGAUAUGGUGGGGGCCAGAAGACAAAUGUAGCAUUUCAAAUGCUUGUGGGAACUUUGGCAGCUGCAAUAAUAACGAUAGGAUAGCAUGCAAGUGUUUGCCGGGGUUCAAUCCUAGUAACCCGGAGAAUUGGAAUUCUGGUGACUUUUUUGGUGGGUGCACCAGAAAAUCGGCACCAUGUGGCAAGAGCGACACAUUCUUGAGCUUAAAGAUGAUGAAAGUGAGCGACCCAGACCCAGACCCACUGUUCGUGGAAAAAAAUGAAACAGUGUGCAGAAAGUAUUGCAUUAACAACUGCCAGUGCCAAGCUUAUAGUAUUAGUAACGACUUGUGCUCGAUUUGGACUGAGGAUUUAAGCGAUCUGCAGGAGUAUGCAAACAAUGGUCGUAACCUCUCUGUCCGCGUAGCAAAAUCUGACAUAGAAUCAAUUGUAAGGAAUUGUGAGCCUUGUGGCACAAACAUGAUUCCCUAUCCGUUGAGCACUGGACCAAAUUGCGGUGACCCCAUGUACUUCAGUUUCAACUGCAACACUUCCUCGGGCCAGCUUAGCUUCAAGGCACUCAGUGGCACUUAUCGUGUUGCUAGUAUCAAUACAAGUACACAAACAUUUGUCAUCCAAGUCAAAUAUGGAAGAUAUGAUAGAAAUUUAAGAGGAAUGCUGAAGCUCAAUGAGUCAUUGCCAUUUAAUCGAACCAAGUGGUCUGCUGUUGAUUCUGGCAACUAUAGUUUUGAAGUUAAAGAUGAAGUAGAGAUUAGUUGGAUUCCCCCACAGCAGCCAACCUGUACUUCAUUCAAAGACUGCAAGGACUGGCCAAAUUCAAAUUGCAUUGUAGCAAGAGAUGGAAAGCGGAUGUGCCUUUGCAACCGAAACUUCCGAUGGAAUGGCUCCACUUUAAAUUGUACUCAAGCAAGUGAUCUUCCUCAUGGGUUACAAGAGCUUCCAAAAAGAAAGAAGCGGUUUCCUUUGAGUGUUGUGGUACCUCUUAUAAGUGUGUUUGCUAUCACAUGUACCAUUACUUGUGUAUAUGUAUGGAGAAGAAAGAUGGCCCAGGAAGAAGAAAACAGAAGAAGUGAUCAAAGAAAUCGAGUACUUCGCACAUUAGACACUGAAAAACAUGUCAAAGACAUGAUAGACUCAGGUGAGUUCAGAGAAGAAGGUGAGAAAGGCAUAGAUAUACCCUUCUUUGAUUUGGAAAGCAUUCUAGCAGCUACAGAUAGCUUCUCAGAUGCAAAGAAGCUUGGAGAGGGGGGUUAUGGGCCUGUUUACAAGGGCACAUUUGCAGAAGGUCAAGAAAUAGCUGUAAAGAGACUCUCAAGUGUCUCAAGACAAGGCUUACAUGAAUUUAAAAAUGAGGUGGUGUUGAUUGCAAAACUUCAACACAGGAAUCUUGUUAGGCUUCGGGGAUAUUGUAUAAACGGAGAUGAAAAGAUUUUACUCUAUGAGUACAUGCCGAACAAAAGCUUAGACUCAUUUGUAUUUGAUCAAAAGCUAAGUAUGUCUUUGGAUUGGGAGAUUCGGCUCAAAAUCAUUUUGGGAAUAGCUCGUGGACUUGUUUAUCUUCAUCAUGACUCUAGAUUGAGGAUUAUCCAUAGAGAUCUCAAAACCAGCAACAUUCUUUUAGAUGAGGAGAUGAACCCCAAGAUAUCUGAUUUUGGCUUGGCAAGGAUGGUUGAAGGCAAAGAAAUCGGGGCAAACACAACGAGAGUUGUUGGAACUUAUGGCUAUAUGUCUCCGGAAUAUGCAUUAAAUGGAGCUUUCUCGGUAAAAUCCGAUGUUUUUAGUUUUGGUGUAGUUUUACUUGAAAUUAUAAGUGGAAAAAAGAAUACAGGAUUUUUUCAGUCAGAACUUGCCAUGAGCCUUUUAGGUUAUGCGUGGAAAUUGUGGGUAGAAAACAAGGUGUUGGAUUUAAUGGACCAGACUUUACAUGAAGUUUGCAAUGCAGAUCAAUUCGUGAAGUGCGUAAAUAUUGGACUCUUAUGCGUACAAGACGAUCCAAAUGACCGCCCCACCAUGUCUAAUGUUUUUACCAUGCUUGAUAGUGAAGCUGCGACAAUUCCCACUCCAAAACGACCAGCCUUUGUUCCAGGGACAGGCCUUUCAAGCACAACAAGUUCUUCUACUAGACCGGACACAUAUACAGAAUCAACAAGUAGUUUAGGAAGAACAUGAUAAUGCAUGAUACCAAUGCAAGUUCUUAUGAGUUUGUCCUUUACUAGACUUGCAAGUGUUAUGUAUAAAAGUUUCUAUAUUUAAGAAGGUUGUAUUAGUCCUUCACCCUAAUGAAACUUCUCUUCCCAUACAUAUUUCUUUA
Corylus avellana is the source of this 6205-nucleotide messenger RNA. NCBI's taxonomy places the organism in Eukaryota, Viridiplantae, Streptophyta, Magnoliopsida, Fagales, Betulaceae. The record is from RefSeq and is a predicted model, not a curated record.